This is a messenger RNA of Owenia fusiformis, 2685 nucleotides long. The record is from the annotation of a GenBank genome assembly. Lineage: Eukaryota; Metazoa; Annelida; Polychaeta; Sabellida; Oweniidae.
GUUUUGUGAACUUCCGGUUGAAUUUUAAAAUUUUCCUAAACUUUUCAAAAGCUUAUUUAGAACAAGAAAUAGCCUAAAAGUGGGUCAAAGGUAUAACUCUCCAAUUUCUGAGAUAUCAAGUCCAUAAGUAUGGAGUCCAUGCCCCCACCUGCUAAACGCAGAAAGAAAAAAUCUUCAAGCGGAGAUAAGGGACACGAGGCAACAUUAACUCUCACAUGUGAAUGGUCAGAUUGUGAAGAUGUAUACAAUGAUGUAGGGCAAAUGAUAGAGCAUUGUAAACAACACUUGGAACUUUUGCUGACUGGCUUUGAAAAUGAGAAUGAAGCUGAAAUGACUCUAAAAUGUCAGUGGCAGGGAUGUGGAUUUGAAACACAUAUUCCAACUUCUGCAGUUGCAGACAUGAAUCGCCACUUCUUCUUUCAUUGUUUUCACACCAAACUCAAGUGCUUAGGAAUGCUGAUGGUGCUUCAGAAAAAUCUUCAGGGAUGCUUGUUAGAUCCUCAAAGUCGCAACAUGAUUCCAGAGCUGCCGGAAGAACUUCAGUGUGGCUGGAGAAAUUGUGGGAUUGUGAUUGAGAAUCCAGAAUACUUCUACCGGCAUGUGGAACAGCAUUGCAAUAUAUACGAUGGAGGCAAUCACUUACCUGUUGAUGCCGCUUGCCUUUGGGAAGGUUGCGCAUGUACAUUUAAAAGUAGACACAAAUUGAAGGAUCACCUUAGAAGUCACACACAAGAGAAACUAGUGGCCUGCCCUACUUGUGGAGGACUUUUCUCAAACAGAACAAAGUUUAUUGAUCAUUUGAAAAGGCAAGCUGAUAUGGAAACUCAAAAGUUUCAGUGUUCACAUUGCAACAAGAUGUAUCCAAGCGAGCGUUUGUUACGUGACCAUAUGAGACAUCAUGUGAACCACUACAAGUGUAUGUACUGUGACAUGACGUGUCCAUCCCCCUCUGGCCUGAGAACACACAUCCAUUAUAGACACACCUCUUAUAAGACAGAUCAGUGUCCUUAUUGUGAACACAGCUCCAAAUGUGCCAGUGAUCUACGUAAGCAUAUAGAGCAACACUCAGAAGAGCCUGGCUAUGUUUGUCACGUAGAAGGUUGCGACUACAAGGCUAGAAGCUACUCAGCCCUCUCAAACCACUUCAAGACAAAGCAUGCGGAACUUUGCAAUAUCAAGUAUGGCUGCCAUCUAUGUGACCAAUCUGUGUCAAGUGGAACAAAGUUAACCUAUCAUCUGAAGACCAAACAUAACUUUAAGUGGCCAUCUGGGCAUAGAAGAUUCAGGUAUAAGCUGGAUGAGGAUGGAGUUCAUCGCCUACAAACUGUCAGGUAUGAAAGUGUGGAACUCUCAGAACAAUUAGAGCGAGAGGCAAAUUCCACUAUAGCUACUUACGCUCAAACCCAAGGUCAAGGUCAAAUACAAACCUCAGAGGAUGAGAAUUGGUCGAGAGCAAGAAGACCUAAAGCAUCAAAAUCAUCCAACCGUAAGAAAUCUCAAAUUGGCCACAUGAUCGAUAAACAUUGUAAAACCAAUGGAGCUAAGAAUGGAGACAAUCUUGAUGAAUUUGGAAGAGAUGUUAUCGAUGGGAUUGUUGAGAAUAGUGGUGAUUCUGCUCAUGGUUCUGACACAUCUGGCAAUUCAUCCGGCAAAACUAAAGAGGAUGCAUCUGGCAAAGACUUGUAUAAUCUAGAAAUGUUAGGGGAGGUCGCCUUGAAAACGGGACAUACACCAAUUGGUAAAGCUCGUGAAAAACUAGGCAAACUUCUGACAUCAAGUCCACAAAAUGGGCAAUUGAAUACCCCCGGGAGACCAAAUCCAGAUACCCCUCAUGUAAGAAGACUGAUGCAAAGUCCAGAGAAGAUGCUUUGGGACAGCCCACUACUCGAAGAGCCGGAUGAAUUUGGUUAUCCCCCAAUGUCUCAUUCACCAACUAGUGUGGUGAACAUCAGUCUCUCAGAACUAGACAAUGGGUUGUACUCCAAGUUAAAUCAAGUGCUUGAUUCAGCUCAAAAAUAUAAUGAAUCUCACAAACAAGGGACAGUGAAGUCGCUUUUCAAAUCAUUCGAAACGGGAGGGCCACAAAAUACUCCGACAAUAUCCCAGAGUCGACCAAACAGUUUACCAAGUGUUAGAUCAAUGUUGUCAAACAACACAUUUAAUCCACCAAAGAUAACAUCAUUAUUGAAAACAACUACCUCAAAUAUGACACCACUUUCAACAAAUAUGACAUCAUUAUUGAAAGUUUCCCCAACAAGUGCGACGUCCAAAUUACCAAAUAUGACAUCAUUAUUAAAAAGUGCCCCUCUAAAUGUGUUACAGCAGCACGAAGUUAAACAACAAACAGCGCAAUCUAGUCAAAACAGUCUUCUUAAUAUGACAUUUCCGUCUACAAAUAGGACAUCAUCAUUGAAAGAUUCCUCGACAAGUGUGACAUCCAAAUUACCAAAUAUGACAUCAUUAUUAAAAAGUGCCCCUAUGAAUGCAUUUCCCCAGAGUGAAAUUGGGCAGCAAAGUGUUACUACAGCGCAAACUCGACCAAACAGUCUCCCAAAUAUGACAUCACUAUUACAAGCUGCACCAUUGAACAUUGCUCGACCAGAUGACACAACUUUUGUCACAGGUUCUACAAUGAAUGCAGGAGGCUCAAACUCUGCUAGGUUGAUCGCCCCCAGCCAAUUGUGA